GACGUUUAAAUACACAUCAACACUGAAACACAUUUCGCAAUAUUUGUUACUCCGUGUGCACAGUGCACACAUUCAAGCGAUGCAAGCUUGCGUGAACUUGUUUUUUACAAGUAACCUGUAGUCUAUAACCAGCAAGAACGAGACUGGGAAGAUGCGUGUUGACACAUUUGACAGCUUUGACACAAUAACGCACCCGCAGUCAUCUGUUGGGCUGAGGUCUGGAGGAGUGUGUGUGAGCAAGAGUGAGCGUGAGUGAGAGGGCGUGAGAGUGAGUGAGUGUGUGUGCACGUGAGAGCGAGCGAUGCAGGACCAGCAGAAGCAGCGUUCCCUCUCCACAUCGGGAGAAUCGCUCUACAUUGUGCUCGGAGUCGACAAGAAUGCUGCGCCGGAGGACAUCAAAAAGUCCUACAGGAAACUAGCGUUGAAGUACCACCCGGAUAAGAACCCGGAUAACCCCGAAGCAGCGGAGAAGUUUAAGGAGAUCAACAAUGCGCACGCCAUCCUGUGCGAUACCACCAAGCGCAACAUCUACAACCAGUACGGCUCGCUGGGGCUCUACGUGGCAGAACAGUUCGGAGAGGAGAAUGUCAACACCUACUUCGUACUGUCCAGUUGGUGGGCUAAGGCCUUGUUCCUGUUCUGCGGCGUGGCCACCGGCUGCUACUGCUGCUGUUGCCUGUGCUGCUGCUGUAACUGCUGCUGUGGGAAGUGCAAACCGCGGCCACCGCCAGACAUGGAGCCCGAGUUCUACGUCUCCCCAGAGGACCUGGAGGCACAGAUGCAGACAGAGGACAGGGAUGGCACGAGCCCCAUCGUGAUGCAACCGUCCUCGGCCACAGAGACGACCACGCUCACUUCAGACAGCCACCACAGCUACCGGACCGACACAGGCUACAACUAGAACCCCGGCAGUACCCUUCUAGAACCCCUACGCAACACUCUAGAACCUUUAGCCCAUAGCCAACCCACAGCCCACACGCCACUCCCUCCCAUGAACCACUCCAAGACCCCCUUAACACACCGUACACCCACCCGACCCUGUCUCCCCAGCCCAAGACACCUCAAAAAACCAAACCGCCCUUCCUCAUAUUGAUCCCCUCUCUCCUCCCCCUACCCACGAUCCCCUGCUGUGGGGUUCUAGAACUAGAACAGGAAGGAUCUGUCCAAUCAGACUCUAGGGACGCGAGCGUUCAUGCGCCUGCUGGCUGUGAGGAGGGGGAUGGGAGAUGUGAGGCGGGAGCUCUGGAGUCGGGAUGCCAAGUAAUCUUCUGUUUCGUCUUCCUCUGCCUCUUCCUCUUCAUCGGCCUCCGCACGGAGAGUGCGAACAUAUCGGCGGCUUCUUUUGAAGGAUAAAAAAGGAGAGGUGUUUUAUUUGUUUCCUUUUUUUAACCUUUUACCUCCUGUUAAUCCACAUCCUGCUGUCAACCCUUUUAGCACACACACAUGCACACAUACACACAUACACACAUACACACACACUUACACACGUACACACGUACACACACUUAGACACACACUCUUACAUGUACCGUACACGCACAUGCAGACACACUGUGUAUACAUACAUCCCUGUAUAACUCAGUAAGUCAAGGUUUUUCUUUUUAGAAUGUAGUAUUUAAUUUUACAAUUUUUAAUUGUAUUUUUAAUAUUUAUGCUUUAUCCUUCUUUUGUUGUAUCAGUAUUGUUAUUAGUCUCUUGUGAUGUUUAUUUCCAUAUUUCUUUUCUCUCUCUCUCUCUCUCUCUCUCUUCUCUGUGGUGCCAUCUCCAAGUGCACCAUAGGAGAUGGAACUUGUGUGUGAUCCACAUGUACUAUCAGAUCCCUGUCUAUCUCUCCAACCCACUCUAAUAGUCCCACUGUAUAUGUGUGUCUUUGAUGGAAUCAGGCCCCUCACCAGCUGAUUGGGCUAAUGAUGUUAUACUAAUAGCCACCAUGUUAAUUAUAUUACAAUGAAGAUGACUGAUCAGAAGCUUUAGCUUCAUGAGCCAUUUACUGUACACUCACAUGUACACGGAAUUAGAAGGAAUGAUAGUGAUGACUGAUCAUAAUCAUGAUGAUAAUUGAUGGUAAUUAUGAAGGCAUAGCUGAUAUGUGACCUCAUUCCAGUGAUCCCCUGUCUAUUGUGGUCCCCCCCCCCCUCUACAGUGCAAUACAGUGCUGUUCAGAGGCCAUUGGUGUCUGUGAAGAUUCUCAUUCAGCCAGGUCAUGUUAAGUCAGUUAGACGGAAAUACGUAAGUUGUUAGCAACUGUUGUUAGCAAGUUGUUAGAAACACAUUUUAUUUUUGUAGUUGUAGUUUACGCCUUAAAAUACUCCGUCUGCACAGUUGAAAUACAAAACCUCUUGUGCAUUUCUUUCAAACAAAUUGUAUUGUGGUAGUCCUCUGACAAACUUUUCUUAUGUAUGCAUAGUGACAUAACAUGUUACAUGCAUACAGUUGUAUUAAGGGGGUAAAAACAACCAAAGGGGAUUGAUAAAGUGGAGAGACCAUGAUACAGUGGGGGUCACUGUGCUUUGUAGUCUCAUAAUGGCAUAAUGGACAGACUGCAAAACAUACAGCACAUCUUCAUAUUUUUUUACGCUUCUGGUUACAAAACUCACAAAAACUCACAAAUAAAGUAAAACUGGCUCUUUG
Molecule: messenger RNA, 2631 nt
Organism: Engraulis encrasicolus (European anchovy)
Lineage: Eukaryota; Metazoa; Chordata; Actinopteri; Clupeiformes; Engraulidae
Gene: dnajc5ab
Product: DnaJ (Hsp40) homolog, subfamily C, member 5ab
Exons: 5
Coding region: 302-901 (199 amino acids)
Biological process (GO): regulation of synaptic vesicle cycle
Cellular component (GO): intracellular membrane-bounded organelle; membrane; presynapse
Source: RefSeq, a predicted model, not a curated record